Messenger RNA from Oncorhynchus gorbuscha (pink salmon), 1515 nucleotides. Its product is annotated as deleted in malignant brain tumors 1 protein-like. NCBI's taxonomy places the organism in Eukaryota, Metazoa, Chordata, Actinopteri, Salmoniformes, Salmonidae. The transcript has 9 exons. The coding region runs from base 1 to 1515 and encodes 504 amino acids. The record is from RefSeq and is a predicted model, not a curated record. Gene Ontology annotation, cellular component: membrane.
AUGGCGUUUUGGGCCCUCUCAGACAAGCUGGCUCCUCUAGGGCCCUCUCAGACAAGCUGGCUCCACUACGGCCCUCUCAGCCAAGCUGGCUCCUCUAGGGCCCUCUCAGACAAGCUGGCUCCUCUAGGGCCCUCUCAGACAAGCUGGCUCCACUACGGCCCUCUCAGACAAGCUGGCUCCUCUAGGGCCCUCUCAGCCAUCUGGUUACACGAGGGCAGGCUGGCUGAGAGGGCCCUAAUCUCCAGGCUCAAAGCGUCAGUCCACCAGUCAUCGACAGUGUCAUCAACAAAACUGAUUGAAUGUUCAACCAACUCUUUUUCUCCAGAGUCUGUGCGGCUUGUGGAUGGAGCUGGUCUCUGCUCUGGGAGAGUGGAGGUGAAGUCCAAUCAGUCCUGGGCCUCAGUGUGUGAAGCUGACUUUGACCGGCAGGAUGCAGAGGUCGUCUGUAGGGAUGUUGGCUGUGGGGCUCCUGCAGCUCUACAGGGGGGGCUCUAUGGAGAAGGUGAGGGUCAGACCUGGGAUAAAGAGUUCCAGUGUAAAGGCAAAGAGUCCCUUCUCCUGGACUGUGACACCUCAGACAGAGAGAACAACACCUGCCUACCUGGUAAUGCUGUUGGACUCACCUGCUCAGAGCCUGAUGAUGUGAGGCUGGUGGGAGGAGGCAGUCGCUGUGCUGGUGGAGUGGAGUGGUACGACCAGGGAGAGUGGAGGACUGUGGGAGCUGAUGACAGGGACCAGGAGAAUGUAGCUGUAGUAGUGUGUAGACAGCUGGGUUGUGGCUCCACUGUUUCAGUACCACCUGGAAACACCACUAGAGAGUUUAGAGUUUCCUGUUCUGGGUCUGAGUCUUCACUGAGGGAGUGUAGGAGAAGUUAUGGUCUCCUUCCUGGACUCACAGUGAUCUGCUCAGAUCUCCUGGUCCAGCCUGAUAUCUUCCUGACUGACCCAAUGGGAGGGGUCUUCAGGGGCCACCAGGGGCCCGAGAUGUUCAGGGGCUACAACUUCACCAUCACCUGCUCCACUCAGCCACAGUACCCAGGAGGCUCCUUCCUCCUCACGUUCACCGGCUCCAACAGAACCCAGACCCAGCCAGCUGUCAAUCACUCUGCUGCCUUCCUCUUCCCUGCUGCAGAUGACUCCCACCAAGGGAACUACAGCUGUGUUUAUGAUAAUUAUGUUUUCUCUCAUAACUUCUCCUCUGAGAGUGAGCUCCUCUUCCUCACCAUCACAGCCUCUCCUCUGCCAGGCUUCAUCAUCAGACACGUUGUAGUGCUGCUGAUCCUACUGACAACAAUCACCACCUCCUACCUGUACUACAAGCCCACCAGGAGGCAGAAGAGAGUGAACAGGGUGAGCAGCAUGGAUCUUUAUGUCAAUGCCAUGGAGAUGGUCUCUCUGAGCUCCAGAGCUGAAGCUGGACCGGGAGAGGAGAGAGCAGCCCAGGGACGGAGUGAGAGUGACAUACGGAGAGACGAUGAGAGGCUUCAGACUUGGUUUCUCUGUGGAUCCAAAUAA